Labrus bergylta (ballan wrasse) is the source of this 2099-nucleotide messenger RNA. RefSeq lists its product as uncharacterized. NCBI's taxonomy places the organism in Eukaryota, Metazoa, Chordata, Actinopteri, Labriformes, Labridae. Gene Ontology annotation, cellular component: Set1C/COMPASS complex; extracellular region. Gene Ontology annotation, molecular function: hormone activity. Gene Ontology annotation, biological process: replication fork processing. The record is from RefSeq and is a predicted model, not a curated record.
GCGGUUUGUCACGACCACGUUCUAUGGUCACGACGGAACAAAACGAGUCGACCCCACAUUAUUGUAGGAAAACAAGCGCAGAUAGCUAGUUUUCGAUGUGACUUACAGGUGAAGUGAAACAUUUGCCCCUCGGUUUUGACAUGGCAGAGGGAAGCGGGAACGUGAGUGUUGUUGGACCGGCCAACCUUCCUCCGGGAGACCCACAGCUCAUCGGCAUGAUUGUGGAGCAUCUGAAGAACCACGGGCUUUUUGACGAGUUUCGUCGGGACUGUCUGGCCGACGUUGAUACAAAGCCCGCCUACCAGAACCUGCAGCAGAAAGUUGACAACUUCGUCACAUCGCAGCUGAGCACACAGGACUGGAAUCCGUCGAUCAACAAAAACCAGAUGAGGAACGGACUGAGGCAAAGUGUAGUCCAAUCUGGCAUGCUGGAGUCAGGUGUGGACAGAAUCAUUACUCAGGUCGUGGACCCAAAGAUGAACCACACUUUCAGGCCACACAUAGAAACUGCCAUCCAUGACUUCCUGUCAGGAGAAAAGAGAGAGGAGACUCCCGUGAGCGCUAAUUCUGCACCUUCUGAACAGACAGAACCACAGGAGGCGCCAUCUUCUUCAGGCCCUAAAACCCCCUACAUGCCGGGGAGCUUUUCCGCUGUGUUUUUUCUGCUCCUGGUCUGUCAACAGGUGCUGACCAUGGGACUGCAUGGUGUCCAGGAAAAACAAGUGAGCCAGGCCAAGAAACGCCUUUCUCUGCAGAGCACAGCUGAUAUUCAGAGUUGCCUGGUGAGUUCAGGGGAUGUCGGCUGUGGGACGUUUCAGUGUUUCAGCAACAACUCCUGUGAAAUCCAAGGGCUGCACCACAUCUGCCUCACUUUGCUGCACAACGCUGGGCGCUACAACUCACAGGGCAAGUCAUUUGUGAAGGAUGGAUUGCGGUGCAUGGCACUAGGACUACGGCAGCGCUUCAGCUGUGUGAGCCGCCGGUGCUCAGCAGUCAAAGAGAUGGUGUUCUCACUGCAGAGAGAGUGCUACUCCAAACACCAGCUGUGCCUUGCACUACGGGACCACAUGGACACCAUGGGAAGCCUGGUGCAGUUCGACCUGAUGUUUCCGCCAGGACCUUACGUCGAGCUGAUGAACUUUCUGUUGAACUGUGGAGACGAGGUCAGGUCGUGGGUCAGUCAGCGGCUACGCAGACAGUGCGAGCAGCACUGGGGGGCGCUUUGUAGCAGCUUCGGCAGCACCUGCUCUCUCAGCCAAUCGGAUGUUCCGCAGCCCACCACCUCAGGCCCGCCACCAUCCAAUGUGCCCUGGCCUAUCACUGCACAAGGACCCGCGCAGCAGCCAACCACAGUGGCUGAGCAAGACAGGAGUCAGAUCGACAACGCGACUGAAUCUGCUCUCUCUGUGUUUGAUAAAUCCAAAGUCAGUACAUCAUAAACAGACAGAAUGGUUAGUACUAUUAUUUUAGCAAUAAAUCAGUGAAAGAAAAAGAUUAUAACUUAUUUAAUCUAUCUACCUCACUUCAACUUCACAGUAAGUCUGCAUCUUUCAGCAAAGGGCAUAGUCACACAAAUAUACACUACAGGGAAUUACAAGUGCAGCUCAAAGUGGUCUACCUAGAUCAAUGUUUUUGUAUUUAUAAAGAGUGUUAUACAUAUGUAAUUAAAAGUUCUUUUUAAUUGAUGUCAUGCUAACAAUACAGCUUGAAGCCUGGGAUCCAUAUGACAUGUCAUGGCCAAAGUGGAGCCUGUGGUCCAAGGAGGGGGUAGAUAAGACAAUGCACACCGUUUAGAAUCUUCACCAGACCUCACAACUACUAAUCUAACAAGGUUUCUGUCUUUUAUUUUUAGGGAGUUAUUCGUCCCGAGUGUUGUUAUAACUAAAAAUGUGGAAGUUUGAUGUUACAGUAUAACUUUGAAUUGCUCCCCCUGUUAAAGCCACUUCUUAGUUUCUUUUUCAGUUUGUUGUCACACACUGAAGUUGCUGUUCUCUAUUUACAGACAAUGUUUGAGAUAAAGUCUAAAGACAUUGAAAUCUGUUAGCAAAGGACGUGGCUGACAGCGUGAGAAGCGUAUAUCCAUUUAUGUUUAUGUGUUG